CAGUCCCUGGCUGCUGUGCCAGCUUCGCCCCGCGGCGGGCACCAGGCUACCUUGGCCCUUCUGCGCUGCCGUCUUUUCCGGCAGUUGGGGUGCUUCCUGUUGUCCUCUCCCGCAACUGCCCUCGGCCCCUGCAGAGCCCCUUAGCGGCUCCUCCCUUCUGGUCCUCUGGCUGCUGCCGCUCGGGCUUCGCCCGUCUGUACGUCGAGACCGCUGGCGGGGCCGGCGUCUGCGGCUGUCCGCCGCCCCCAGCCUUCCCCGAGGCUCUGCCAUGGCAAUGACGGGCUCAACACCUUGCUCCUCCAUGAGUAAUCACACAAAGGAAAGGGUGACAAUGACCAAAGUGACACUGGAGAAUUUUUAUAGCAACCUUAUUGCUCAACAUGAAGAACGAGAAAUGAGACAAAAGAAGUUAGAAAAAGUGAUGGAAGAAGAAGGCCUAAAAGAUGAAGAGAAGCAACUCAGGAGAUCAGCACAUGCUCGAAAGGAAACAGAGUUUCUUCGUUUGAAGAGAACAAGACUUGGACUGGAAGAUUUUGAGUCCUUAAAAGUAAUAGGCAGAGGAGCAUUUGGUGAGGUGCGGCUUGUUCAAAAGAAAGACACAGGGCAUGUGUAUGCAAUGAAAAUACUACGUAAAGCAGAUAUGCUUGAAAAAGAGCAGGUUGGCCACAUUCGUGCGGAGCGUGACAUUCUAGUGGAGGCAGACAGUUUGUGGGUUGUGAAAAUGUUCUAUAGUUUUCAGGAUAAGCUAAACCUCUACCUAAUCAUGGAGUUCCUGCCUGGAGGUAAUUACUUGAUGAUGAAAGGUCCUUUUUCCUUUUUUGUUCUGUGGCUUCUCUCUCACAUCAUUUCUCUUGUCUCCUGGACUCUGCCCUUUGCACUUGAUGGAGCUGGCCUACAGAGCCAUAGACCAUCUGGCUUGAGCUCUCUGAUCAUCUGGGGCCAUGUGAAACUUUCUGACUUUGGCCUUUGCACAGGACUAAAAAAAGCACAUAGGACAGAAUUUUAUAGGAAUCUGAACCACAGCCUCCCCAGUGAUUUCACUUUCCAGAACAUGAAUUCCAAAAGGAAAGCAGAAACCUGGAAAAGAAAUAGACGUCAGCUAGCCUUCUCCACAGUAGGCACUCCUGACUACAUUGCUCCUGAAGUGUUCAUGCAGACCGGGUACAACAAGCUCUGUGAUUGGUGGUCGCUUGGGGUGAUCAUGUAUGAGAUGCUCAUCGGCUACCCACCUUUCUGUUCUGAGACCCCUCAAGAGACAUAUAAGAAGGUGAUGAACUGGAAAGAAACUCUGACUUUUCCUCCAGAAGUUCCUAUUUCUGAGAAAGCCAAGGAUCUAAUUUUGAGAUUCUGCUGUGAAUGGGAACAUAGAAUUGGAGCCCCUGGAGUUGAGGAAAUCAAAAGUAAUUCUUUCUUUGAAGGCGUUGACUGGGAACAUAUCAGAGAGAGACCUGCUGCAAUAUCAAUUGAAAUCAAAAGCAUUGAUGAUACCUCGAACUUCGAUGAAUUUCCAGAAUCUGAUAUUCUUAAGCCAACAGUGGUAACAAGCAACCACCCUGAGGCUGACUACAAGAACAAAGACUGGGUCUUCAUCAAUUACACCUACAAGCGCUUCGAGGGCCUGACGGCACGGGGGGCAAUACCUUCCUACAUGAAAGUGGCAAAAUAGUGUCUCAAAAGCUGGCCUACUGGAGCAGAGUUUUUUGUACAACACCAUGGUUUUCCUCUUGCACUCUUUUGGAAGAGCUUCCAAGAAGUUUAUGAAACCCACUGAUACAUCAUGGUAAACUCCUGAAAUGUAAUAGUGUGGAUUCUCUUCAUUAUGCAUCUGAAGAUCUGUAGAACAAAGACAGCCAUUUCUGAUGCAUUGCCAUGAACAGCUGUCCUGCUUCUUUAGAAGUAUCAUGAGCCAAUUUGAUAGAUGUUUUAAAAAAACUGGAGUUUUCCUAAUACGUUCAUCAGAACGAAGGGGGAAAAAAGUUGGAUUGUAACAUAAACUUACUGAAUAUCUGCCAAUUCCUGUGAUUUUGUGACAUGCUUUCUGCCAAACCCACCAAGUAUUUCUUUUUUCUUUACAGCUGAAAGUUCCAUGUACUAAGGAAAUAAGCAAUAACGAAGCCUCAUCAGCCAGCAUUCUGGCUAAAGGAAAUGAUCUGCCAUCCCUUGAGGGGGUGGUGGUCCUAGUUUCUCCCCAUACCUCGGCCUCCGCAAGUGGCUUUUAAUACUCUCCAUUCAUGGUGCACUUUAUUUAUGGUACUAGAAUAAAGACCCUCAAUCCAUUGAUUUAUCUCUUCCCACCCAUCUAAAAUACUCAUGCUGCUUUUCUGAGUGUUAAUGGGUUGUAGUCGGCUCAUGUUGCUCUUAGAAGGCCCAGAAAGCCAGUGGGCAUUGCCAGGGUGUCCUGAUCACAUGGAAAACUCUUUCUCUUCAGGGCCGUAUCAGAAAAUCCCUAAGAGUUGUCAUGGACCAGCGAUACCCAAAAUCGCUGCCAACAGGAAUGCAGUUUUUUCCUGGGAACGUGGCAAGGAGAGUCCAGGCAGACAGGAGGUGUAGAACCCUCUUGGUUAAGGUGCUGCUCCUGCUCAGCCUCCAGAGCCUCCUUCGAAGCGGUGAAGGAACCAGCCCAACAGAAAGUGCAGAGCCACCUACACGUCCUUGCAAAGUUCACUCCUCGAUCCUUGGUGCAACUGUGUUUUGUCUUGUCUCUGAUAUUUUCCUCUCCAAACCUUAACGAUUUUGCCUUGGAAUCCCGAUUACGGGUUUGUUCUUUGCAGAUGCCUUCCUGGGGAUGCCCCUGUCCACCCUGAAGAGGGGCAUACAGCUUGGGCUGACCAGGCCUCUCUGCUUUGGCAUUCCCUCAUGAGGGAUGCUCUGAAUUUUAGCACAAAGUGCCUUCUCUUGAACAGCUGCCAUCACCUUUAGAGGAAUUUUGCUUCAUCAGAAAAAUGGAGUCUCCAUAUUAAUGCAUCAUUUCUUUUAAAAGUUUUGGUAACUCUUAGAAGCAUCAUUUGCACCUAUGUGGUAAUUUUGCCUGUUGUAGAGUGUCACAGCCAAGCCUCAGCUGGGAGACUGCUUUCUGCCAAUCUUGAGGUUAAUGAUAAGCUUUGAAAGGAAAGUAUGUCCUAGCUUAGCCAUUCAGAAAAGAAAAAUGGAAUAUCAAAGUUACUGCUUUGGGUUUUAAUAUCUUAGAGGAAGAAAAAAGAAUAUUAGGGGAGUAUAUUAACUUUGGAUGAAGUAAAUGUGUUGCCCUUAAUCUUUCAUUCAUGGUCUGUUAGUGAAAAGGAAGUAAAUGAGAUUCUUUUGUGUAACUUUGUAGUUUCUUUGCAUUACCAAAUAGCUGGGGUCUUGACCCCCCACAUGUUGCAAGAGUGUGUGGUAAGCAUGAACAAAGAGAAGUAGCAGGACUGGGAUAAUCUGUGUGCUGGGGAGUGGCAGGGGAUGAUUUGUUUUAGGGGAAAUGCCCACAUUUUAACUUUCAAAAUUCUGAAUAAACUAUGUAAAAACAG
Messenger RNA from Manis javanica (Malayan pangolin), 3503 nucleotides. Lineage: Eukaryota; Metazoa; Chordata; Mammalia; Pholidota; Manidae. The record is from RefSeq and is a predicted model, not a curated record.